This is a messenger RNA of Hypoxylon trugodes, 1173 nucleotides long. RefSeq lists its product as uncharacterized. The coding region runs from base 125 to 814 and encodes 229 amino acids. The transcript has a single exon. The record is from RefSeq and is a predicted model, not a curated record. NCBI's taxonomy places the organism in Eukaryota, Fungi, Ascomycota, Sordariomycetes, Xylariales, Hypoxylaceae.
ACCUAUACAUUCCUUCUAUUACGCAAUUCGCAUUCAAUUCUACAGCCUCCCACUUCUCACUUCUCCCUCCUCAUUUCCUUCUUACGCAUUUAGGUCCUCGUCAAUUCAAAACCAACCACCCAAUAUGCCUCGAAGACGCCAGGACGGAAAGAAACCCCAGCGACACCAGGCCAAAGCAAAGCGCCUGCGAGAGCUCAUCCCGAGGGUCGGCUUCGACCUGGCGGACAAGAAGUGCCGAGCGAAGCUCUCCGGCGUCGACUCGGCGAAAGUGAAAGAGCACAUCCGUGCAUUCACCAGGGACCUAAACAAGAGCCUAGUCGAUCAGGCUCUAACCUCGAUCUUCGAGCCGGCCAUCGCGGCCAUGAAGCAAGACCCGGAGAAGAUCGCCGACACAACCCCCGGCGAGUACUGGGGACUGGUGCGAAGGGAAAUCCCCUGGAUCAGGGACAGUGACCUCACCAGUCACGCCAUUUACGAGCUCGUGGUCGCCCUAAUCAUCGCCCACGAGAAGUACGACGAGGCCUACCCGUACGACAGGUACAAGCACCAGUACGGGGCCUUGGCCCGGGCCGUACACGAGUUCGCCCAGCUGCUCAAGCAGCACCACGAGUCCAACUUCCUCAUCAUGGGGACUUACUUCAACAGCGCGAUGUCGCUGCCCUCGGACGAUGAGGAAGAGGACGAAGAGGAGGAGGAGGAGGGAGGGGGAGAAGGGGGGGAAGAGGAGGAAGGAGACGAGGAGAGGUUAAUGCGGAGAGUCCGGGGAAUGGACAUAUCCGAGGCGUGCGGGUCCGGAGCAAUGGACUUAGAUUAGAUCUCCUGUAACUUGCAUGAUGGAUUGAGUUAUGAAUGCGAAUGAAUUACAAGCAUACUCAUGUUUUAUGUUCUACUUAGAAGUGAGGCUCUGAUCGGAUGUAGUCGAAUUCCAGAUUAGGAAUGUAGAGGCGGGUGGAUAUCGUGGCGGUGGUGGUGGCUCAUAGAUAGUGGCUGGUAUCGCCAAGAACAUCGUCCCUCCAAUCCUAGCGGUUUGCGGGUUUUUCUGGGGCCAUGGCCUUUUCGGUAAAGUGUGGGUACUUCUACCUAGGUAUUCCCCCAACCGAAUGAGCCCGAGGUCCUACAUCGGGCCAUUGUACAACGUAUUGUGAAAGACGUGAUCGUUAUCUGCUCAUAAUG